Molecule: messenger RNA, 3934 nt
Organism: Lotus japonicus
Lineage: Eukaryota; Viridiplantae; Streptophyta; Magnoliopsida; Fabales; Fabaceae
Product: probable LRR receptor-like serine/threonine-protein kinase At3g47570
Exons: 3
Coding region: 454-3513 (1019 amino acids)
Biological process (GO): protein phosphorylation
Cellular component (GO): plasma membrane
Molecular function (GO): protein kinase activity; protein binding; ATP binding
Source: RefSeq, a predicted model, not a curated record
AAAUGAAAAUACAAAAUUAAAGUCAAAGAAUACUAAAUUUAAAUAAAGACAGAUGGUAUGAGCAAAAAUGGGACUUAUGCCUUAAUUUUACAAAAGUUCAACAAAAGUGACUAGAAAAAUUAAUUAUGUUGAAGGAAAAAUAGGAUCGGUGGCAAAUUCAUUCUCCAGAAGUUGAUGAAAAUUUCCAUGUAAUUUCCAAGUUUUGUCUAGUGAUAUAAUUGAGUGAGUUUCACUUCCAUAUCACAUGCUUCUUUGUCUGUAAGAUCCAUUGACUUGAUUUAGAAGACCUUGAAAUUUGCACCACAUGUUGACUCCACCUAGUAUUUGAACCCAUACACUAACAAAGGAUUAGCAUAUGCUCCUUCAGUAGAAACCUAAUUACUGUAUUAGCAAUCUAGCAUAAGAUAACCAACGAUUGCAGCAGCCAGCAGCCUCUUGCUACUGCUGAACCAAAUGAAGCAUUUUUCUUUCUUGUUUCCUAUGUUUUGGUAUACAUACCUUCUUCACCUGCUUCUCUUUAUUCAUUUAUUGUGUUUUGACUCAAACAGAACGAGUGCCUUUGCAUUGGAAAACCACACUGACCAUUUGGCAUUGCUCAAAUUCAAGGAAUCAAUAUCCAAAGAUCCAUUUGGAAUCUUGGUUUCUUGGAAUAGUUCAACACACUUCUGCCACUGGCAUGGAAUCACAUGCAGCCCCAUGCAUCAAAGAGUUACAGAGUUGAACCUAACAGGGUAUGAUUUGCAUGGAUCCAUAUCUCCCCAUGUUGGCAAUCUCUCUUCUCUGAGAAACCUCAACCUUGGAAACAACAAGUUCUUAGGAAAAAUCCCACAGGAGCUGGGUCAGUUGCUGCAAUUGCAGAAGCUCUUUCUCACCAAUAACUCCUUGGUAGGUGAAAUCCCUUCAAACUUGACAAGAUGCUCUUAUCUCAAAGGCUUAGAUUUGUAUGGCAAUAAUCUGACUGGCAAAAUACCUGUUGGAAUUGGCUCUCUUCAGAAGCUUCAACUGUUAAACGUUGGAAAAAACAGUUUAACAGGAGGAGUUCCACCAUUCCUAGGGAAUCUUUCAUCCCUAACUGCUCUCUCAGUGGCUUAUAAUAACUUGGUGGGAGAUGUUCCAAAAGAAAUAUGUCGCCUCAGAAAGUUGAAAAUAAUAGUACUGGAGGUCAACAAAUUGUCUGGUACAUUUCCUUCUUGUCUUUACAAUAUGUCAUCUCUUACUGUGAUUGCAGCUGCAAUGAAUCUCUUCAAUGGCUCUCUUCCACCCAAUAUGUUCCACAGCCUACUCAAUCUCCAGUUUUUUGCAAUUAGUAGGAAUCAACUCUCAGGUCCAAUUCCCACUUCCGUUGCAAAUGCUUCUACUCUUACAGUAUUUGAUAUCUUUCUGAACAAUUUCUCAGGACAAGUUCCAAGUCUAGGUAAGCUAAAAGAUCUUUGGUUCCUACAAUUGUCUAUAAACAAUCUAGGUGACAAUUCAACUAAUGAUUUAGAUUUUCUAAAAUCAUUGACAAAUUGUAGCAAAUUGCAAAUAUUAAAUAUAGCAGGGAAUAAUUUUGGGGGUAGUUUACCAAAUUUCUUGGGGAGUUUGUCAGCCCAACUCAGUCGGCUAUACCUUGGGGGCAAUCAUAUAUCAGGAAAAAUCCCUUCGGAAUUAGGAAAUCUAACAAACUUAACUCUUUUGACAAUGGAAUAUAACCAUUUUGAAGGGCUUAUUCCAACUACUUUUGGGAAGUUUCAGAAGAUACAAGUAUUAGACUUGAGUGGAAACCAGUUGUCAGGAAAUAUUCCAGCCUUCAUAGGCAACCUCAGUCACUUGUAUUAUUUGAGUUUAGCACAAAAUAUGUUAGGAGGACCUAUCCCACCCACAAUUGGAAACUGCCAAAAGUUACAAUCCCUGGACCUUUCGCAGAAUAACCUUAAAGGAACCAUACCUUCAGAGGUUUCUAGCCUUUCCUCAUUAAUAAACUUACUGGACUUGUCACAAAACUCACUGAGUGGAAGUCUACCUAGUGAAAUGGCCAAGUUAAAAUACAUAGAGAAGAUAAAUGUCUCAGAAAAUCAUCUGUCUGGUGGCAUUCCCGCAUCCAUUGGAGAUUGCAUAAGGUUGGAGUACCUUUAUUUACAAGGGAAUUCCUUCCAUGGAAUCAUACCGUCCUCUUUGGCUUCUCUCAAAGAUCUUCAAGGAGUGGACCUAUCACGGAACCGCUUGUCUGGAUCAAUUCCUAAAGGUUUGCAGAAUAUUGUUUUCCUAGAAUACUUCAAUGUGUCUUUCAACAACUUGGAAGGAGAGGUACCAACUGAAGGUGUCUUUGGAAAUGCAAGUGCGGCGGUGGUAACUGGAAACAAUUACCUUUGUGGAGGUAUUUCAAAGCUGCAUUUACCGACAUGCCCUGUCAAAGGUAACAAACAUGCAAAACACCAUAAUUUCAGGUUGAUAGCAGUGAUAGUUAGUGGGGUUGCUUUCAUUCUCAUACUGCUAUUUAUUCUAUCUAUCUACUGGAUGAGAAAAAGAAACAUGAAACCAUCAUCUCAUUCACCAACAACUGAUCAACUGCCUAUUGUUUCUUAUCAAAACCUACACAACGGAACUGAAGGGUUCUCAGCUAGAUAUCUGAUUGGAUCUGGAAAUUUUGGGUCUGUCUACAAAGGAACUCUAGAGUCAGAAGAUAGAGUUGUCGCCAUAAAGGUCCUAAAUCUUGAAAAGAAGGGAGCUCACAAGAGUUUCAUUGCUGAAUGUAAUGCUCUUAAAAAUAUAAGACAUCGAAAUCUGGUUAAGAUUGUAACAUGUUGUUCCAGUACAGACCACAAAGGACAAGAAUUUAAAGCUCUAGUUUUUGAAUACCUGAAAAAUGGAAGCUUAGAACAGUGGUUACAUCCAGUGACAGGAAGUGGAGAGCGUCCAGGAACACUGGACCUUGAUCAAAGGCUAAAUAUCAUCAUUGAUGUUGCUUGUGCAUUACAUUACCUUCAUGACGAAUGCGGGCAUUUGGUCCUCCAUUGUGAUUUAAAGCCGGGCAAUGUUCUUCUUGAUGAUGACAUGGUUGCUCAUGUGAGUGAUUUUGGCAUAGCAAGAAUUAUAUCAACCAUCAAUGGUACCUCUCAUAAGCAAACUAGUACUAUCGGAGUAAAGGGGACCGUUGGCUAUGCUCCUCCAGAGUACGGAAUGGGCUCUGAAGUGUCCACACAUGGCGACAUGUAUAGCUUCGGGAUUCUUGUGUUGGAAAUGCUUACCGGAAGAAGGCCCACAGAUGAAAUGUUCGAAGACGGUCAAAAUCUGCACAAGUUUGUUGAAAUUUCAUUUCCUGAUAAUUUGUCACAGAUUCUGGACCCAUCUCUUGCACCUACAGAUGUAGAAGCAGCAAUUGAAGACACAUCAGUUGAGAAAUGCUUAGCAUCACUGUUUAGGAUUGGACUAGCUUGUUCACUGGAAUCACCAAAAGAAAGAAUGAGUAUAGUGGAUGUCACUAGAGAGCUAAACAUGAUCAAAAAGGCAUUUCAUGAUGCUAAGAACCUAUGAAACACAACAUAACACAGAUUCAAUUUCAUCAUCAAAACCCUCAAAAUUAGCAACAUGAAGGAUUGAACUCAAUUCACCAUCAUUCAUUGAAAACCUACUUGGGCAGAACUAAAUUCACCAAUUAGUUCUCCUUACAUAGAGAUGAAGAUGUUGAUUUGGGUCCCGAGCAAAUUGAACUGGUUUGUCGCCGGCAGUAUCCUCCGGACGAUGGAUGGGCUAAGUUUAAUGUUGACGGCGGCGCCGCCGUGUCGGAGAAUCUCCUCAGUUGCGUUCUAUCCCGUACCCAUUGGGUGCUGGGCCAGGUCAGAUAACUAAUUUUCAUGCUGAGGUUGUUAAACCAAUAAAAAUAAAAAUGAAAGACCAUUUUAUUUUUAAAUUGAAUUAUUUUCUUCGAGUUGAGUAUGAUAAUUAUGGAUGACAA